CAACGCCACUCCUUCGCCCUUGCUGUUUACAAAAAUCACUGUUGCGAUUUUUUCGGCAAUUUCAUCUUUCAGCGCAACAAGUUGAACCUGCAACUAGGAAACUGGAGCCGCUCUCGUCAUGCCGGACAUCAAGAUAACGCCGCUGGGCGCCGGCCAGGAUGUGGGCCGCAGCUGCCUGCUGCUCUCGAUGGGCGGCAAGAACAUAAUGCUCGACUGCGGCAUGCAUAUGGGCUACAAUGACGAGCGCCGAUUUCCAGACUUCUCGUACAUUGUGCCAGAGGGUCCAAUAACCAGCCAUAUCGACUGUGUGAUCAUCUCCCACUUCCACCUGGAUCAUUGCGGCGCCUUGCCCUACAUGUCGGAGAUUGUGGGCUACACAGGGCCCAUCUACAUGACGCACCCGACCAAGGCCAUAGCUCCGAUCCUGCUGGAAGACAUGCGAAAAGUGGCCGUGGAGCGAAAGGGCGAGUCGAACUUUUUCACCACACAGAUGAUCAAGGACUGCAUGAAGAAGGUGAUACCGGUGACGCUCCACCAGAGCAUGAUGGUCGACACGGAUCUAGAGAUCAAGGCAUACUAUGCGGGCCACGUUCUCGGUGCCGCCAUGUUCUGGAUAAAGGUUGGCUCGCAAAGCGUCGUCUAUACGGGCGACUACAACAUGACGCCGGACAGGCAUCUUGGGGCCGCCUGGAUCGACAAAUGUCGACCGGACCUGCUGAUCUCUGAGAGCACCUACGCUACGACCAUUAGGGAUUCGAAGCGUUGUCGGGAACGUGACUUUCUCAAGAAGGUUCACGAGUGCGUGGCGAAGGGCGGCAAGGUGUUGAUUCCCGUCUUCGCCUUAGGCCGCGCCCAAGAGCUGUGCAUCCUACUAGAGACCUACUGGGAGCGCAUGAACCUUAAGUAUCCCAUCUACUUUGCUCUGGGUCUCACGGAGAAGGCCAACACCUAUUACAAAAUGUUCAUCACCUGGACAAACCAGAAGAUCCGCAAAACCUUUGUCCACCGCAACAUGUUCGAUUUCAAGCACAUCAAACCCUUUGACAAGGCCUACAUCGACAAUCCUGGUGCCAUGGUGGUAUUCGCCACUCCCGGCAUGCUGCACGCCGGCCUGUCCCUGCAGAUCUUCAAGAAAUGGGCGCCGAACGAGAACAACAUGGUGAUUAUGCCCGGCUAUUGUGUCCAAGGCACCGUCGGCAACAAGAUCCUGGGCGGCGCCAAAAAGGUGGAGUUCGAAAACCGCCAAGUGGUGGAAGUCAAAAUGGCUGUGGAGUACAUGAGCUUCUCGGCGCAUGCCGAUGCCAAAGGCAUAAUGCAGCUAAUCCAGAACUGUGAGCCCAAAAACGUAAUGCUAGUCCACGGCGAAGCUGAGAAAAUGAAAUUCCUGCGCUCCAAGAUCAAGGACGAGUUCAAUUUGGAAACAUAUAUGCCGGCCAAUGGCGAGACCUGUGUAAUAUCCACGCCCGUUAAAAUACCCGUAGAUGCCUCUGUCUCCCUGCUGAAAGCCGAGGCCCGCAGCUACAACGCCCAGCCGCCGGAUCCCAAGCGACGGCGGCUUAUCCAUGGCGUCCUAGUGAUGAAGGACAAUCGAAUAAUGCUGCAGAACCUGACCGAUGCCCUCAAGGAGAUCGGCAUCAAUAGACAUGUAAUGCGAUUCACGUCCAAGGUCAAGAUGGACGAUCCUGGGCCUAUGGUCCGUACCAGCGAGCGGCUAAGGACUCUCCUCGAGGAGAAGUUGGCCGGCUGGACGGUUACGAUGCAGGAAAACGGCUCCAUUGCCAUAGAGUCUGUGGAGGUGAAAAUAGAGGAAGACGAGAAGGAUCCCAAACAGAAGACCAUUUUCAUAUCCUGGACCAACCAGGACGAGGAUAUCGGAGCCUAUAUACUGAAUGUCCUGCAGAAUAUGUGCUAGGUUUUUGGGCCAGCGAAGACGCCACCCAAUGAAAUCCCAAACCCAAGCCUUAAUUCCAUAGAUAAGCACAAAGUGUAGACAUAAACUUUCUGAAAUUUGAUUGUGGGUCAAAAUAUACGUAAAUAUUCCAAUAAGA
Drosophila kikkawai is the source of this 2048-nucleotide messenger RNA. RefSeq names its product integrator complex subunit 11 (gene IntS11). The record is from RefSeq and is a predicted model, not a curated record. Gene Ontology annotation, molecular function: RNA endonuclease activity. Gene Ontology annotation, cellular component: nucleus. Lineage: Eukaryota; Metazoa; Arthropoda; Insecta; Diptera; Drosophilidae. Gene Ontology annotation, biological process: snRNA processing.